This is a messenger RNA of Drepanopeziza brunnea f. sp. 'multigermtubi' MB_m1, 825 nucleotides long. RefSeq lists its product as uncharacterized. The record is from RefSeq and is a predicted model, not a curated record. Lineage: Eukaryota; Fungi; Ascomycota; Leotiomycetes; Helotiales; Drepanopezizaceae.
AUGGCCAGCCGAGCAGCCAACAACCGGCUCACCCGCGAAUACAAAACCAUCUCCGCAAACCCCCCGCCCUACAUCACCGCCCACCCCUCCGAGUCCGACAUCCUCGAAUGGCACUACAUCCUCACCGGCCCCCCUGAUACGCCCUACCACAAUGGCCAAUACUGGGGUACCCUCAUCUUCCCCCCCAGCUACCCAUUCGCGCCCCCGGCCAUCCGCAUGCACACCCCUUCCGGCCGCUUCCAACCCUCCACGCGCCUUUGCCUCUCCAUAUCAGAUUUCCAUCCCAAGAGCUUCAACCCGGCGUGGGAAGUCAGCACGAUCCUCAUCGGCCUUCUCUCCUUCAUGACCUCGGAAGAAAUGACCACCGGCUCGGUCGGCGCUACAGACGCAGAACGCAAGUGGGCCGCGCAAAGAAGCAGGUGGUGGAACUCUACAGGUGGCGGCUCCCACGCUUCUAUCACUGGGAAGCCCGGCCACAGAGGAAACGUCAAGGCUGGAGACGGUGGUGUCAAGUUCAGGAGCGAGUGGGAAGAUGUGGAUAAGGAGAACUGGGCGUGGAUGAAGGAGAACAAGGUCGACCUUGCGACGGGAAACUCGGUGCUGAGCGAGAAGGAAGAGGGGGAUAAGCAGUGUGGACCGGGCAAGGGGGGGCUGAGACGGCCGAAUGGGAGUCAAGCGUUGGCGGGUGCUGUGGUCGACGGUGGGAGAGCAGUCGGUGAUGAAGGAAGGGGCUGGGUGAGGAGGAAUAAAUUGUUAUUAUUUGGUGCUGUGGUCUUCACGUAUGUGUUGAUUGCGAGACUACUUGGUGAUGGGAAAACUCACUAG